Molecule: messenger RNA, 1539 nt
Organism: Acomys russatus (golden spiny mouse)
Lineage: Eukaryota; Metazoa; Chordata; Mammalia; Rodentia; Muridae
Gene: Alg10
Product: ALG10 alpha-1,2-glucosyltransferase
Exons: 3
Coding region: 83-1507 (474 amino acids)
Biological process (GO): protein N-linked glycosylation; dolichol-linked oligosaccharide biosynthetic process
Cellular component (GO): endoplasmic reticulum
Molecular function (GO): dolichyl pyrophosphate Glc2Man9GlcNAc2 alpha-1,2-glucosyltransferase activity
Source: RefSeq, a predicted model, not a curated record
UUGCGCGCCGGUUUUUGAGCGCGCCUUCCGGGCGCGGCGCUCCGGGCUGCCCAGGGGUGGGCGCGGGCCGCGGCUGCGCGCCAUGGCGCAGCUGGAGGGCUACUACUUCUCGGCCGCCUUGAGCUGCACCUUCCUAGUGUCCUGCCUGCUCUUCUCCGCCUUCAGCCGGGCACUGCGGGAGCCUUACAUGGACGAGAUCUUCCACCUGCCGCAGGCGCAGCGCUACUGCGAGGGCCGCUUCUCCCUGUCGCAGUGGGAUCCUAUGAUUACCACAUUGCCUGGCCUGUACCUGGUGUCAGUUGGAGUGGUCAAGCCUGCCACCUGGAUCCUCGGAUGGUCUGAACAUGUUGUCUGCUCCAUUGGAAUGCUCAGAUUUGUCAACCUUCUCUUCAGUGUUGGCAACUUCUACUUGCUGUAUUUGCUUUUCAGGAAGGUACAGCCCAGAAACAAGGCUUCUUCAAGUAUCCAGAGGAUCUUGUCAACAUUAACCCUAGCAGUAUUUCCGACCCUCUAUUUUUUUAACUUCCUUUAUUAUACCGAAGCUGGGUCUGUGUUCUUCACUCUUUUUGCUUAUCUGAUGUGUCUUUAUGGCAAUCAUAGGACUUCGGCCUUGCUUGGAUUCUGUGGCUUCAUGUUUCGCCAGACCAAUAUCAUCUGGGUCGCCUUCUGUGCGGGACACAUCAUUGCACAGAGGCUAAGUGAGGCUUGGAAGACCGAGCUACAGAAGAAGAAGGAAGAGAGGCUCCCCCCAGCUAAAGGGGCGCUUUCAGAGCUCAGACGAGUUCUUCGGUUUCUUCUGGUGUACUCCAUGUCAUUUAAGAACCUGAGUGUGCUUUUCCUUCUCACCUGGCCCUACGCGCUCCUGCUCUUGGCGUUUUUGGUUUUCGUGGCAGUUAAUGGUGGGAUUGUUAUUGGUGAUCGGAGUAAUCACGAAGCCUGUCUUCAUGUCCCUCAGCUAUUCUACUUUUUCUCGUUUACUGCUUUCUUUUCCUUCCCCCACCUACUUUCUCCUUCCAAAGUCAAGACUUUUCUUAGCUUAGUUUGGAAACGUAGAGUUCAGUUUUUUAUGAUUACCUUAGUCUCGGUAUUUUUUGUUUGGAAAUUCACUUAUGUCCAUAAGUAUUUACUGGCAGACAAUAGGCACUACACAUUUUAUGUGUGGAAGAGAGUAUUUCAGAGACACGAAAUUGUGAAAUAUUUAUUAGUUCCAGCCUACGUGUUUGCUGGUUGGGCUAUAGCUGAUUCUUUGAAAUCAAAAUCAAUUUUCUGGAAUUUAAUGUUUUUUGUAUGCUUGGUUACUUCUACAGUUCCUCAGAAACUACUAGAAUUUCGUUACUUUAUUUUACCGUACAUUAUUUAUAGGCUUAACAUACCUCUGCCACCCAUAUCCAGACUUGUUUGUGAAUUGAGUUGCUAUACAGUUGUUAAUUUUCUAACUUUCUAUAUCUUUCUGAACAAGACUUUUCAGUGGUCCAAUAAUCAGGACAUUCAGAGGUUUAUGUGGUAAUGGCAGGAAUAUUUUGAACUUUAAAAGACUAU